GGACUGUGUACUUUGAACCUGAAUUAAGAGCGUUUAUUCACGGUGUAGUUAGUAUACUGUUCAAUACAAAUAGGGCAUGGUUUUACCCAUGGUGAUUUGUCGCUGCAACAUUCAUCGCUCGAUAACAUAGGCCUGCGUACGUGGUACAUUAAAAGCUACUGUACGGUAGUUGUUUUGCCGUUCUCGUGUGUAUAACGAGAAUUCUCACGCUAAGUAUCUGCGUUAGACUUCGGCUAACCGGCGAAUCAAAAGACGUACUUUUCAAGAUGGCGGAAGCUACAGCGAAAACAGUGAUGGACAAGAUCAGCCAGGAGCAUCUCGAAUGUUCGAUCUGUUGCUGUCGUUUCAGGGAUCCCAAGAUGUUGGACUGUCUGCACAGCUUGUGCCUGAACUGUCUGGAAGAGAUGAUCAGCAAAGAGAAGACAGAGACGGUGAAGAUAACAUGUCCAGUUUGCAGGAAAGAGACGACAGUCCCUGAUGGAGGAUUACAGAGUCUGUCUUCAAGCUUGUUUUAUAUUUCUGUUGUCGAUGAAAUAAACAAACAAGAACAGUUAUUAUGGAAGUCAGUAACUACUAGUGCGACCUGUGAAUCUUGUGAAGGACUCGAAGCUGUAUCCAGAUGUCUUGACUGCAAGUCGAACUUCUGCAAGAAAUGCCAAGAAGCGCACCAAUUUCUGAGGUACACCAAAGACCAUCCCAUCAUUCCAGCAAAGGACUCGGACAAAUUGGGGGAUGUACCAGCGGAUGUUACCAAGACCGUCACACCAAAAUGUCGGGAGCACAUUGAACAGCCGUUAUGUUUUCUCUGUGAAACAUGUAAUAAAUUGAUUUGCUCAAUGUGUGCUGCGACGGAGCACCGAUCAGCAGAUCACAACUACACAUCUAUCUCUGACGCCAUGGAAUCAUUCCGUCAGAGUGUCAACGACAUAUUGCAAAAGUUCCAGCAAAGCAAAGAGCAAUUGGCAGCAAAUGAAGAUUCUAUCAAACGUGCACGGCAUAGACUACAAAAGAAACUCUCUCAGGCUCGAAGUGAUAUUUCUACAAAGGCGGAGGCAGAGAUCGCUAAAAUCAGAAACAAAGCAAAGCUUCUCACCAAAAAGGUCGACGAAAUCGGUCAGGAGAGAGACAGUGAAUACGAAAAGGCACUCAUGCACAACCGUGAGCAGAUGGAACGCACAGAUCAGAUCGUCACGUCAGUAAAUGACUUGAUGAGACAAGUGGAUGGUUUCGAGCUUUUGGAGCUCAAGCCGGAGGUGAUGCACAACUUGGAAUUCCAGAAGGAGCUCAAGUGUGAAUCGGCAAAGUUGGAUAUGUCGUUCAUCGGGGUCAAAUGUCACGAUGUUGUCAGCGACACGGAUCUUGGAAAACUAUUGCUCAAAGAGAAAUGGCAGUUGAAGGAAAAGUUCGGCAAGAAGGGGAAAAGUGACGGGAAAUUCCAGUGUGCAGGGGGCGUUACAUGUUUCAGCAACGGUGACAUCGUAGUGUGCGACACAGACUUGAAACGGGUAUCGUUGUUUACCUCCACUGGGCAGUUCAAAACAUCCAUUGCUCAAGGAGCCGAAUGUCACGGGUUGGAAGCUCCUUGGAGCGUGGCAGUGAACUGCGAUGAUCUGCUCUUCGCCACGGAUGAAGAUAAAGUGAAGGUUUUUGACUCUGAGCUACAGUUUGUUCGUGAGUUUACACCUUCGGUUGGCGACGCAGAGGGCCUAUCAGAGAGUAACCUCAGUGGUAUUGCUGUGGACAAGCAACAAGUAGCAGUGGCUGAUUGGGGGAGAAAGGUCAUCAGUGUCCACAACCUGGACGGAUCGUUGAUUGCAAGCACAUCGAACAGCAUGGUUGAAUGUUUCAUUGCAAUGAGCAACAAAGAGCGGCUGGUGUUCACAAACUACGACGAGAAGAGGUUGCUGUGCGUUGACUCGAAGGGCAAUGAGGUGUUCAACGUGAUGACCCUACUGAACGGGAAACCAGCGAUACUGUCUGGUGUCCUGUGCGAUGAUGAUGGGAGCAUCUAUGUCGCCGUUCACUCCGGUACAGUGGGAGACAGUGAGGUACAUCGUUACGACUCUAAUGGUGCAUUCAUAGCAACAGUUGUUCAAGGGUUGUACAAUCCGCUAGGAAUGGCAUUCACCCCCGCUGGUGACGUCGUUGUCGCAGACAAACACUCCGUCAAGAUCUUUGAGCGGAUGUGAUUUGCCUGACCAAACAAGGCCAUGCUGGUAACUUGAACCUGGGCAAAACUAAUUUCCGGAAUCAAUAAGUUUUCGUAAAACCUGUCUGAAACUGAAUUAACUGGCGACGUAAUCUUGUAGUUAUGACAUCACCAUUGCACAUCCCUGACACGUAAUAAACUCGGAAAAAGAAAAUAUGAAAUAUGAACAAUGGACACUUUAAGAACCGAAGAAAAUUAAAUUCGCGUGUUUAUAAAAAUAAUGAUGAUAAUUAUUGUCCACCAUACGGAACAAUUUUUAAGUUCUAACAAAAAGGUAAUUGAAUCUUAAUUAAAAUGCUUCACAGUUUUAUGCCUACGGACUAUUUUCACUAGGAGAUGCUCUUUUAAAACCGGACACUCAAUUCUCGAAACUGAAUUUUUUACCACUGCGACA
This is a messenger RNA of Patiria miniata (bat star), 2603 nucleotides long. RefSeq names its product E3 ubiquitin-protein ligase TRIM56-like. The transcript is spliced from 2 exons. Gene Ontology annotation, molecular function: protein binding; zinc ion binding; ubiquitin-protein transferase activity. Gene Ontology annotation, cellular component: chromatin; nucleoplasm. Gene Ontology annotation, biological process: positive regulation of DNA-templated transcription. The coding region runs from base 267 to 2189 and encodes 640 amino acids. The record is from RefSeq and is a predicted model, not a curated record. NCBI's taxonomy places the organism in Eukaryota, Metazoa, Echinodermata, Asteroidea, Valvatida, Asterinidae.